Messenger RNA from Arabidopsis thaliana (thale cress), 2070 nucleotides. It is a transcript of the gene PFK6, whose product is annotated as phosphofructokinase 6. The record is from RefSeq and is marked reviewed. Gene Ontology annotation, cellular component: cytoplasm. Bases 248 to 1636 code for a protein of 462 amino acids. Gene Ontology annotation, molecular function: ATP binding; 6-phosphofructokinase activity. NCBI's taxonomy places the organism in Eukaryota, Viridiplantae, Streptophyta, Magnoliopsida, Brassicales, Brassicaceae. Gene Ontology annotation, biological process: glycolytic process through fructose-6-phosphate; glycolytic process; fructose 6-phosphate metabolic process. The transcript is spliced from 13 exons.
CGAAUCAAUUAUCUGAAAACCGGAAAUUGACAAAAGGAAAAACCAGCCGCCGUUUACGCUGGUAUUUCGGUAAUGUCCGUAUAUCAUAAAGUAACGGUGAGCCAAAACGACGUCGCUUUCUCGUUCCUUACUUCUAUACCACUCUGAGCUCUGAGAAUUAAAACUCACAUACAUACAUACGCUUCAAAUUCACAGUCGCUUUACGUCACCGGAGAGAAAAACACUCAGAAGAAUAAGGUUUUCUUCGAUGGCUUCUAAUGGCGUGGACGAGCAGAUUAAGUUGGUGGAAGGACCUGCUGGUUAUGUACUCGAAGAUGUUCCUCAUUUGAGCGAUUACAUUCUCGAUCUCCCCACUUAUCCAAACCCGUUGCAAUCAAAUGCUGCUUAUUCAGUAGUAAGGCAGUAUUUUGUUGAUGAGGAUGAUACAGUCCAGGAAAAGAUUGUUGUUCACAAGGAUUCUCCUAGAGGGACACAUUUUAGACGUGCAGGCCCGCGCCAAAAGGUGUACUUCAAGCCAUCUGAUGUGCGUGCCUGUAUUGUCACUUGUGGUGGCCUAUGCCCCGGGCUUAAUACAGUUAUCAGGGAGAUCGUGUGUGGUCUUCAUUUUAUGUAUGGUGUUACAGAAGUGAUUGGUGUGGAUUGCGGGUUUCGCGGGUUCUAUUCUAAAAACACUGUUGCACUAACGCCGAAGACUGUGAGUGACAUCCACAAGCGCGGGGGAACCAUACUAGGAACCUCCCGAGGGGGACAUGAUACAUCAAAGAUUGUCGACAACAUACAAGAUCGUGAAAUAAAUCAGGUUUACAUUAUUGGAGGUGAUGGAACCCAAAAGGGAGCAAAUGCAAUAUAUAAGGAAAUUAGGCGCCGUGGACUUAAAGUUGCAGUUGCAGGAAUACCAAAAACCAUUGACAACGACAUCCCAGUCAUUGACAAGUCCUUUGGAUUUGAUACUGCGGUUGAGGAGGCUCAACGUGCUAUUAAUGCAGCGCAUGUUGAAGCGACCAGUGUGGAAAACGGCAUUGGAAUUGUCAAGCUAAUGGGUCGGUACAGUGGGUUCAUUGCAAUGUAUGCUACUCUGGCUAGCCGAGAUGUUGACUGCUGUCUGAUUCCCGAGUCACCCUUUUACCUUGAAGGCAAAGGAGGGCUCUAUGAGUUCAUUGCAAAACGUCUCAGAGAAAAUGGCCACAUGGUUAUAGUGAUUGCUGAAGGAGCAGGACAGGAUCUUGUUGCAGAGAGCAUUGAACAACAAGAUGCUUCAGGAAACAAGCUCCUUAAAGAUGUAGGACUAUGGAUGAGUCUUAAAAUCAAGGAAUACUUUGCGAAGCACAAUGUAAUGGACAUUACUCUUAAAUACAUUGAUCCGACAUACAUGAUCCGAGCUAUUCCAGCCAAUGCAUCUGACAACGUCUACUCAACUCUCCUUGCCCAAAGCGCAGUCCAUGGUGCAAUGGCUGGCUAUACCGGCUUUGUCUCUGGUCUUGUUAAUGGAAGGCACACCUACAUUCCCUUUAACCGAAUAACCGAAAGACAGAACAAAGUUGUGAUUACAGAUAGAAUGUGGGCGCGAAUGUUGUCAUCUACAAACCAGCCCAGCUUCAUGAACCCUCCUAAAGGAACCACGGAGUUUACCGACUAAUAGCAAAAAUUUUUUGGCAAAAUUACAUUCCGUCAUUUGAUUUUUUUUGCAUCACCAUUAAUGAUAUUCUGUCUUGUUAUCUUCUUCGUCUCUGGUAACCUCUUAUCCAAGCCUGAGAAGUUCAUCUCUACUAUUCUGCACUAAUCCCUACUAUUAAUUUAGAAGUUUAUAACAAAAUCUGACAUUGUUUUGUAAAAAGUUACAGAGUAAUGCCAUUGACAUUGUUUUGUAAAAAAUCGUCAUUAUCUUGCCUCUGGAAACGGAUAAACACGCGGGUUGUAAAUAACCCUUCAAAUAGGCAAACCAUUUCAUCAAACUCACCGUCUUUGGGUUCACAUUACUCAUAUGUGGUAUGGACUGUUGCAUUUAUCCUUCCCUCCCUCUUGAAACUUGAAUUGGCUAAUGUGCAGGGAACUGCAUGGAGAAACUUCUAG